AUGAGCGCGCUGGGCAGCACAUUCAGCGGCAGCCGCAUUGCGUUCCGGCCUGCUGCAGUGGGCAAGGCGGCAGCUCGUCCCGUGGUGACGGUGGAGGCCAAGCGCGUGUGCCAGCUGACUGGCAAGAAGCGCAACAAGGCCAACGUGGUGACCUUCUCCAACAAGCACAACCGCAAGUGGCAGGAGCCCAACCUGCAGCUGAAGAAGAUCUUCUGGGAGCAGGGGCAGCGGUGGGUCAAGCUCAGGAUCAGCACCAAGGCCAUCAAGACCAUCGAGAAGAACGGCCUCGACACGCUGGCCAAGGAGGCGGGCAUCGACCUGUGGAAGCUGCCCUUUGAGGACGCCCGCCCCGAGCGGCUCGCUUACCUCGAGCAGAACAAGGGCAAGGUCCCUGUGGCCGCCAACACGCGCGCCAUGAAGAACGCGGACAAGCUGGCGGCCUCCACCAAGAAGCCGCGCUACCCCGUGUACGAGGAGGGCGGCCGCAUUGUCUGGAUCAAGCCGGGCAUGGAGGAGGUCAUCCUCGGCAGCGGCGCCGCGGCGGCCGAGUAG
Molecule: messenger RNA, 552 nt
Organism: Monoraphidium neglectum
Lineage: Eukaryota; Viridiplantae; Chlorophyta; Chlorophyceae; Sphaeropleales; Selenastraceae
Product: 50S ribosomal protein L28
Exons: 4
Coding region: 1-552 (183 amino acids)
Biological process (GO): translation
Cellular component (GO): ribosome
Molecular function (GO): structural constituent of ribosome
Source: RefSeq, a predicted model, not a curated record